Hansenula ciferrii is the source of this 888-nucleotide messenger RNA. RefSeq lists its product as uncharacterized. The transcript has a single exon. The record is from RefSeq and is a predicted model, not a curated record. The coding region runs from base 1 to 888 and encodes 295 amino acids. Lineage: Eukaryota; Fungi; Ascomycota; Saccharomycetes; Phaffomycetales; Wickerhamomycetaceae. Gene Ontology annotation, cellular component: plasma membrane.
AUGAUCAACUUCAACAAAAUAUCAUUGUUGUUCCCAUUGGUAUUGACCAUUCUUACAACUAUAUUCUCAGCUUUAACUCUAUUUCAAAACAAAAAUGAUUCAUAUCUGAAUAUUGAUUUAUCAAACGUUAAAUUGGAUUACGUAUACUCAUUCUCAAAUAGUGCUAAUAAUGAUACAUUAACUUUAUGGCAAAACACCACUUUAGCUGAAAGCUAUUCAUUUGGUCUUUGGGGUUACUGCCCUAAUGAAGACUCUGAUAGAUUCAUCAUGAAUAAUUAUUGUUCACCUGCAAAGCUAAAUUUUUAUCCAAAUAUCAAAGAAUUACUUGCUAAUCACGCGAUUAUACAAGGUGGUCAAUAUUUCACUGCUAAGUCAACACCUGCUUUAGAUGGUCAUUAUCCAAAAUCAAUCAAUCAUCAAGCUACCAAUGGGAUCUUGGCUAGUUUUAUUCUUUCAUCAAUUGAGUUUUUCGCUAUACUGAUUGGUCUGAUCACAAUUUCUUUCAUUUUAAAAUUCAGAGGUACAUAUUUGAGAAUUAUUAUAUUGUCAAUAAUCACUAUCAUAAGUCUUGCACAAUGGAUAUCUAUUACAAUUGGAAUGGCUGCUUUCAAAAAACUAUCCAGUUCAAUGUUGAGCUUAUUAAAAAAUAGUUAUGAUGUUUUAGGAAUUAAAGGUACAGAAUUAAAUAGCCCAGUUUUCAGAUAUGGUUGGGUUUCAUUAGCUUUGGGACUUGUGAAUUUGUUAUAUCUUGUUAGUUAUUUAACUUUGGAAAUUUUGGAAUUGUCAAAAUUGAAUCCAACAAAAGAAGCUUCAAAAGAAGAAGUGGAUAAUGAAAAUAAUGAAGAACAUAAUUCAAGUUUAAAUUCCACCAAGGCAUCUUUAGCUUAA